CCGAGGAGGUGCGCCGGCUCGGCGUGCGCAGCAGAGAGCGCAGGCCGGAAGAGGCGUCGCGCGGCACGAGCAGCCACGCAGGCGGAGCAAUGGCAGGAGGCUCGCGGCCGGGCGAGACACGGCGCCAGCCCCGGCGCGCGCUCCUUGUCGCGCUGGUGGCGCUCUGCUCCCUCCUUGUCGCUCUGCUCAUUGUCCGGGCGAGCAAUGGAGGAGAAGGUGCCCAUGACCGUGGUCGUCCCUGACCUCUCGCCGCGCCCGACGCCGCUGGGCCCCUCGCCCGCGCCGGCGCCGGAGCCCGGCUCGGACGGCACGCCGAGGCUGCCGUCCGAGCGGCGGAGCCCGCGGGGCGCGCCCUCGUCGGGCGGCCGCAGGCCAGGGCGGCGAGCGCUGACUUCAUCAGCAGCAGCCCCGCCGUGCCACUCCCCGCCGGCGUCACCGACUCCGCCACCGUCUUGCCCAUGCCCACCCCUGGGCAGCAACACCGGGACGACGUGGGGAUGGGACGCCGGCGCCGCGGCGGGCGACGCGGACCUCACCCUGCUGGUCUCCAGGGAGUAGGCCGGGCUCCGCAACGCGACCGCGAGCGUCUGCGUCGUCGUGGUGGCACGCUCCCGGAGGAAGCCGCGA
Messenger RNA from Panicum virgatum (switchgrass), 627 nucleotides. Its product is annotated as vegetative cell wall protein gp1-like. NCBI's taxonomy places the organism in Eukaryota, Viridiplantae, Streptophyta, Magnoliopsida, Poales, Poaceae. Bases 205 to 558 code for a protein of 117 amino acids. The transcript has 2 exons. The record is from RefSeq and is a predicted model, not a curated record.